Molecule: messenger RNA, 2713 nt
Organism: Gadus chalcogrammus (walleye pollock)
Lineage: Eukaryota; Metazoa; Chordata; Actinopteri; Gadiformes; Gadidae
Product: CCN family member 1-like
Exons: 5
Coding region: 158-1267 (369 amino acids)
Biological process (GO): signal transduction
Cellular component (GO): extracellular region
Molecular function (GO): protein binding
Source: RefSeq, a predicted model, not a curated record
UCACACACACGUCACAUCUGCUCCGUGUGUGUGUGUGUAUAUAACGUGAUUCGUGGGCCGCUCGGGACUAUACAGGCAGAGAGAGAGAGACAGAGAGAUAGGCCGUCGCUGCAGCGUAGAGUUGGCUUGUUGAACACAAGGCUCUCUCUUGGGGAAGAUGUGGGCGUUUUCUGCUGCUCUGAUCGUAUGUGGGAUGUUGAAGUUGGCGUCCCCGUGCCCCAGGGAGUGCAGGUGCAGCGCCGCAGCCCCGCGGUGCGAAGCAGGAGUGUCUUUGGCGGCGGACGACUGCGGCUGCUGUAUGGUGUGCGGUCGGCAGCUCAAUGAGGACUGCGGCCGGAUGCAGCCCUGCGACCGCACCAAGGGGCUGAAAUGCAACUUUGGAGCAGGUCACGGAGCAGCAUACGGCAUCUGCAGGGCCAAAUCAGAAGGAAGAUCCUGCGAGUACAACAACAGGAUCUACCAGAACGGGGAGAGCUUUCGACCAAACUGCAGACACCAGUGCACCUGUAUGGACGCUGCCGUGGCAUGCAUCUCCCUGUGCCCCCACAAAGUGGCGCUGUCCAAACCGGGGUGUGAGAAGCACCGGUUGGUGAAAUCCCCCGGGCGUUGCUGUGAGCAGCUGGUCUGUUCGGAUGAGGGAGGAAAGAAAUGGAGACCUCUGAUCGAAGAGCCCGGCCCUGGGGAGACACCUAAGUCGGGACAUUUCUCAGACGCCAAGGAUGAGCUGGCUCUCGUUAGCGAUGGAUACAGCUCCUUUGCGGCUUUAACGACGGAACCUGACGGCCCCAUGCUCGUGUCGGGACCCGGGAGGUGCCUGGCCCAGAGCAGCCCGUGGUCCCCCUGCUCUACGUCCUGUGGCAUGGGGGUCUCCGCCCGGCUGUCCAACAGUCACAGCCGGUGCAAGCUGACUAGGGAGACUCGGAUGUGUGAAGUUCGCCCAUGCACCCAAACUGCAUUCCCCAGCCCAAAAGCGUCUGGGAAAUGCAAUCCCAACGAGAAGGCCGCCGGCCGACCGGUGAAGUUGUCCCACAUGGGCUGCGGUAGCUUCAAGAAGUUCCAGCUCAGGUUCUGUGGGUCCUGCUCCGACGGUCUGUGCUGCCGUCCCAACCGGACCCAGACAGUGGCCGUGCGCUUCGGCUGCGAGGACGGGAGGACCUUCAGCUACAACGUCAUGAUGAUCCAGGCCUGCAAGUGUGAGCCUGAAUGCACCAGUGAGGGCAGCUACGGACCACGGGUGUCCCCCAGACACGGCAACGCCGUCCACUGAUUGAUUCGGGGGGGGGGGGGGGGGGCAGUUGAGACGAGGCAGACUUCUCCUGCUGAGGACUUUGGAUUUGCUUCAUAUUAUUGGAGCUUGAUGAUCUGCUUCAUUGGGAAGCUUUGUAGUAUUCAAUGUCUCUGUAUUUUUUUUUUAAGUCAAACCAACAAACCAACAUAUCACAUGUAUUAUGGCUCAGGGCAUUGCUAAAUGUGUAGUUAUCGCAAUAUGUUUCAUACAUAAUGUAUGCAUCAAAUAUAUCACAAUUGGCAUAUUUUGCACUGACGAUAUGCAAUGAAUUUUGCAUUAAUGUUGCAUUUGUCUGUUUGUUUCUAUCAUAUUCGGACAAUAUGCCCAUUCUGAUUCAGUGAUAUAAAACCCUACAUGCAUAAGACAUACAUAAGACAAUAUAGUAGAAAGGGAAAGAAGACACCGAUAGGCCUAACUUGAAGGCCUCCUACAACAGAAACCGGUCACAUUUCCAGCUGUAAGUAUGGCUAUUGCACCUUACUGACUAUUUAACUCUUGGAUUGUUUAUUUGUUUAUUUUGCACUCUUUAUAUUUGUUCCAUUCCUACUUUGUAUUGCAACUGCUGCACAAAAAUCUCCCUCUGGAUAAAUAAAGUAUUAUCUUAUCUUAAACGGAUGUGGGCGACCACAUAAAUCCAUAAUGACCCAAGGUACAGGAUGGGUCCCCUAGCCAUUAAUACUAUUAAACCAUCAUUAAACCCAACAAAACGGUGGAGGACCAAACUGAUUCCGAGGGUGUAAUCAGACAGAACUUCAAAGGCCAAGAACAAGCGCAGAAGAAGAGCCAGGCCAGUGGGGCGUACGCACAGAGAAUGAAAGGAUUCCCAUGCCCUCGACGGUAAUGCACAAUAAACAUGGAGAGGGCUGUUGCUUUCUCCGGGGCAUACACGCGUUUGGUAUGAGACUACGUCAAAGAGAACACAAGUCUUUUUGGUGCCUUUGAUAAUCGAACAAAGAUGGAAGCAAAAGCCAGCCUUAGUAAACAUCCCACAGAACAGAAGUCUUGUAAAAGUUAACCCAACUGCCAUUCUGAUUGUGAUUGAUCAUUUUCCCUUUGCCAGCAUUCAACAUUAACCAGCACAUUCACAGACAUAAUUUAAUUAGUUGAUGCAUACAUAUUUUUUAUAACAUGUUGUGCUGCUUUUAACUUCAUCAAGCCGGUCAUUUGUUGUGAUUCAACUGCUGUGCCUUGCUAAUGACAAACAAACAAAAAGUUUUGUCAUACAGCAAUGGCUCAUAAAGAAUAGCUGAUAUGCAGGACCACUAGGGAUGCAACAAUUUUCUCUGGGACUUCAGUUUUGAUAUUGUCAUCCGCUGUGUAAAGCUCAUCUUAUGUAAGAGGUAUGAGACUUUCUUGCCAACGCAGGCAGGGAAAGCUUGUGUGAUUUGAUAUUUACACAGUGGAUACUGGUACUCAACCAGAUAA